AUGCCUACCAUAGUUGGAUCAUCAGUUGGCGAAUGGCCGAAUCGUUACUUAUUGCGAUGGAGGGCAUCGCGUAAAGGAGAAGAAAGUAAUGGAAACACAAUUCCAAUAAAUGGAUUCAUUAUCAAAUACCAAUACAUUUGGGACACAGGGGAAGGCCAGCAGGUAGUGAAGCGUAUAAGUAAAGACGUUGUUACAUUUAAAUCCUUCGUUUAUGGAUACUACAUUGAAAACCUUCACCCUGACUGGAGUUAUAAAAUUACUGUUACAACUUUCAACGAUUUUGGAGAAAGCGAUGAGUCCAUCCCCAUGUAUUUUGUCACAGCAGUAGAUUCAACAAACACAAGAACAUCGUCGAAAGAGGACACGGCCACUAAUCAACCAGGACGAGGAAUUUGCCCUCAAGUUGGAGAUACAGCCUCUCUGCCAUCAUCGCGUGCUGACAUGCGUCCGAUCACAAACCUCCUUGUGUUUACUUUAUGUCUAAUUUGCAGUUGUCAAUACAUUCAUAUUUAACACCUACCCACUAUGAUUAUAAUUAUGGAUUAUCCAUCCGUCAAUAAAUCAAUCAAUAUUGUUCAGUCAAUCAAUCAGUCAACCAACCAAACAACCAAUCAAUUAAGCAUCUUCUCAACCAGUAUAAUUUUAUAUUACUCUUCACUAACGUUAGUAGACAUACAGUAUAAUGGUAUGUCAAAUUGAUCGACCAUCUAAUCAAAUGAACAUUGAGCACUGCUGUUAAUAUCUCAUAGACUCUAAAAAAAAUUAAUGCCAGCAUUGGAAACUAAUAAGUUAUGAAUUAAAUUAGCUAAAUCAUUGUUAUUUUAAUUAUAUUAUUUUUUCUUAUUUGUUUAAAGUCUUUUAUAUAUAAAUUAGCUUACUAUUGUUUCUCGCAAGAUUGGAAAAUAAGUAAUAAAUGCAGCCCGAAAAUUGUAAAUUAUUUAUCGUGGUUGCUUGACAACACUUACAUAUUAGUACGAUUUUGCAGUCUAAAAAGUAAGGGAAAACAUUCUUGGUUUCAAUCUUUCUAUUGUAAAAUUCUCCUAAACUCAUUGUUUAAGUAAGCAAUGUAUAUAGUUUGACAAAACCUUCCAACUACAGUAUAGGAAUAUUGAUACGUACUACACUGAGCUGAAAUUUAUUAGUUACUCCAAAACGCAAAACAUUACAGACAUGGUUGCACAAUGCAAAAAUAAAACGAUUUAAACAGUAAAAACCUAAAAGUAAACGGAAAGAAUGCCAGAACCAGGAUGGCCGAUAAAGCUGCCAAGUAAUGGCACAUUUUUAAUGGAAUCUCAGAUAAAAAUAAACAGCAUUAACAAACAUCAAACAAG
This is a messenger RNA of Anneissia japonica, 1331 nucleotides long. RefSeq lists its product as uncharacterized. Gene Ontology annotation, molecular function: protein binding. The transcript has 4 exons. Lineage: Eukaryota; Metazoa; Echinodermata; Crinoidea; Comatulida; Comatulidae. Bases 1 to 513 code for a protein of 170 amino acids. The record is from RefSeq and is a predicted model, not a curated record.